GUGUAAGGCGCAUAGUACGAAUAAUAUGAAGCUGGCGUUUGUUACUGGGUCAAAUAGAGGCGUUGGAUAUGGCAUCAUAAGAAGGCUUGCGAAAUUUUAUGGUGCUUCCGGAGAUUGGACUAUUUGUCUUACUGCUCGUAAUGUUGAGCGCGGUCAAGAGGCUGUUGAAAAACUCAGUAGUGAGGGUCUUUCAGUGAAAUUUCAUCAGUUGGACAUUACGGAUCCUGAAAGUAGAGAAAACUUUCUGACAUUUGUACGAAAACAUCAUCCUAUGGGAAUCAACAUAGCUGUAAACAAUGCAGGAAUUGCUUACAAGGUUGAUUCUGCUGUUCCUUUCGGAGAACAAGCAAAAGCUACAGUUCAUACUAAUUUUUCGUCCACUAUCGAUUUCACGGAAGAGUUCAUCCCUUUAUUAGCCAACAAUGCUAGAGUAGUUAGCAUCACUGGUAGUAUUUUUCUGGCUUUUCUGAAAAAGAUGAACAAAGAGUUAAAUCGAAAGAUUACCGGCCCCAUGAACAUUAAUGAACUAAGAGCAUUUAUGUCCGAGUUUGUGAAAUGUGCUGAGGAUGGUACUUAUUCUGAUAAAGGUUGGCCGCCAAAUGCGUAUGCUGUUUCAAAACUGGGUCUCACUAAGGCAUCAGAGAUCUUUGGUGAAAUGCUGAAAAAUGAUACUAGGCAUAUCAUAUUUAAUUCGGAUUUAGAUGUAACAUUCGUUGCCUUUCAUUGUGAUAAUUUUAGUGUUGUCCUGGAUUUCUUAACACUGAAUUGACCAGUCAUAAGGGAACAAAAACGAUUGAUGAAGGUUCUGACACUCCGUUUUACCUGGCAACUUUACCACCUGAGGCACAAAAACCAAUCAAUCAGUUUGUGUAUGAUCGAAGAGUAAUUGCUUGGUGCAAAUAAAUUCAAUGACAAUGAAUGCUAGUUAAAGCCUUGCUAAUCAAUGUAGACAGUAGCUUACUGUUUUAUGCGAUCUUAUUAACUUCACUUUGUGUAUUGUUUUACAGUCGGAUACUAAUCAAUUAAAACAUAGUAUUCCGAAGUAAUCAAUGUGAGAAAUCAGUUUCUGUUUCGUUAUUAGCAUUAUAGUUGGAAUAUCCUUUUCUGAAAUUAUGAUAUACAGAAUAUAUGAUGCAUUUAUGUUUAUUUGUUUUCGAGUGGUCAAUAAAUGUGUUAGUUUUGCAAAA
This is a messenger RNA of Heterobilharzia americana, 1187 nucleotides long. The record is from the annotation of a GenBank genome assembly. NCBI's taxonomy places the organism in Eukaryota, Metazoa, Platyhelminthes, Trematoda, Strigeidida, Schistosomatidae.